This is a messenger RNA of Lactuca saligna, 363 nucleotides long. NCBI's taxonomy places the organism in Eukaryota, Viridiplantae, Streptophyta, Magnoliopsida, Asterales, Asteraceae. The record is from the annotation of a GenBank genome assembly.
AUGAUGAGUCUGUCGGGUGGGGGAAUAAUCCCUUCCAAUUCUGGUUCCUCCUGGACGGAGGAUUCGUUCGAGAUCAAAGUGUUGAUGGAGCCCUCGCCCGAACCGGAAAUGGAAGGCACAUCGGCUCGUUCUGCGAUCCCAAGGGUGGAUGAAGCGGGGCCGCCCCCCCUUACCCACAAUUGUAGCUUGGAAUCGUCGAUGCGAAAUCGCAUUGCACGACUCGAGGGGGACGGUAGCUCCUAUCUGCUGGAUAAGGAAAAGGGAGAAUAUUGGUCCGACAUCAAACUCGCGCUGGGGCAAGCUCCCUCCCAGCAAGAGUAUCAAAGAUUACUCGAGUUUGAGAACAGGGAUCUACAGAUCUGA